Messenger RNA from Lagopus muta (rock ptarmigan), 968 nucleotides. RefSeq names its product estradiol 17-beta-dehydrogenase 11-like. Lineage: Eukaryota; Metazoa; Chordata; Aves; Galliformes; Phasianidae. The coding region runs from base 36 to 968 and encodes 310 amino acids. The record is from RefSeq and is a predicted model, not a curated record. The transcript has 7 exons. Gene Ontology annotation, molecular function: oxidoreductase activity, acting on the CH-OH group of donors, NAD or NADP as acceptor. Gene Ontology annotation, cellular component: lipid droplet.
UGUGCGCCACCUGGUGGCGGUACUGCGAGUUGCCGAUGGAGCGCUCCGGGAUGCCGGGUGGCGCCAGGAUGAACCUCGCGCUGGGGCUGCUGGUGUUCCUGGGCACGCUGCUGUACUCCUACGUGGAGGCGCUGGUGAAGCUGCUGCUGCCCGCCAAGAGGAAGACCGUCCGCGGGGAGCUGGUGCUGGUGACGGGCGCUGCCCGCGGGCUGGGCAGGGCCACGGCCCGCGAGUUCGCCCGGCGCCAGAGCCGCCUGGUGCUGUGGGACGUCGAGGCGCAUGGCCUCAAGGAGACAGCAACAGAGUGUGAGGGGCUGGGAGCCACCGUUCACACCUUUGUGGUGGACUGCAGCAAAAGAGAGGAGAUCUACAGCGCUGCCGAGAAGGUGAAAAAGGACGUUGGUGAUGUCUCCAUCCUGGUGAAUAAUGCUGGUGUGAUUACAGCUGCUGACCUCCUCUCCACCCAGGACCACCAAAUUGAGAAAAUGUUUGAAAUCAACAUUCUUGCUCACAUUUGGACAACAAGAGCUUUUCUGCCAACAAUGAUGAAGAACAACCAUGGUCACAUUGUCACAGUGGCUUCUGCAGCAGGUCAAUUUGUAACUUCUUUCAUGGUGGCUUACUGUUCAAGCAAGUUUGCUGCAGUUGGAUUUCAUAAAGCCCUAACGGAGGAGCUGUCUUCACUGGGAAAGGAUGGAAUAAAAACAACGUGUCUCUGUCCAGUUUUUAUGAAUACUGGAUUUGUCAAAAACCCCCGUACUAGGCUUGGAAAGAUCUUGGAGGUUGAUGAAGUUGUGAAGGCACUGAUGGAAGGAAUAGUGACCAACCAGAAAAUGGUUUUUGUUCCACCACAGCUGAGCUUUGCUUUACUUUCUGAAAUGUUGAUUCCAGAACGUGCCUCGAAUGUUCUCAAAAAGCUGACUGAUGUUAAGUUUGAUGCAAUUGUUGGGCAUAGAAGCAAUCAGUGA